Molecule: messenger RNA, 1584 nt
Organism: Zootermopsis nevadensis
Lineage: Eukaryota; Metazoa; Arthropoda; Insecta; Blattodea; Termopsidae
Gene: pch2
Product: pachytene checkpoint 2 protein
Biological process (GO): meiotic recombination checkpoint signaling; reciprocal meiotic recombination
Cellular component (GO): chromosome; nucleus
Molecular function (GO): ATP hydrolysis activity; ATP binding
Source: RefSeq, a predicted model, not a curated record
CCGUCAUAUUGGCAAUGCUGCAUCAGGUGUACAUAUUUUGUAUAUGAGUGUUUCCUGCUUUUGGAUGCCGCGUUUUCAAAAUAGGCGGGAGGUCUUUAUUGAAAUUUAAUACAACAGAUUACAGUAGUAUUUAUUUUUAACAAUAAUGAAUAGUACGUUACAUAUUGAGAUCGUACAGCGACAACACAGCUGUCUAGAUAGAAAUGAAUUAUUGAGAAACGUGAAGAAAGUAACCGUGGAUGGCCUUAUUACUUCAGGAAUGACCAUGAGAAGUUUCAACAAUUCCCUUCUUAAUGAACAUGUAGAAUCCAUAAUGUUUAGUGAAUUCAACAAUGAAGAAGGCAAGGUUAUUGACUUUAAAACUGUAAACGUCCGAUACUAUGUCUAUCGACUCAAUGUGGAAGGACAACAGACAGAAGUAAUGGAUGGAGGUGAUGGAGAAGAUGAUGAAUUGUCUGCAGCCAGUCACUGGAUACUUCCAUCUGUUGACUUCCAUGGUCUUUGGGAAAACUUAAUCUAUGAUUCUACAAUUAAAGAAAAUCUCCUCAGUUUUGUGGAAACAACAAUCCUGUUUUCUGAUUGUAAAGUCAACACUAACAUCAUCAGCUGGAAUCGAGUUGUGUUGCUCCAUGGACCUCCUGGUACGGGGAAGACCUCGUUAUGCAAAGCUCUGGCACAGAAAUUAGCCAUACGUCUUGGACAUCGUUUUACUCAUGGAGAGCUCAUUGAAAUAAACAGUCACAGUUUGUUUUCAAAGUGGUUCUCGGAGAGCGGAAAACUGGUGUUGAAAAUGUUCACAAAGAUACAAGAAUACAUUGAAGAUCCUCAAGCACUAGUGUGCGUUCUCAUUGAUGAAGUGGAAAGUUUGACGCACGCACGGCAGUCAGCGCUGGCAGGCACUGAACCGUCAGACUCGUUAAGAGUAGUAAAUGCUGUACUUACGCAGAUUGAUCAGAUUCGAAGAUAUCCUAAUGUUCUAAUUCUGACAACUUCAAAUAUAACGGCUGCAAUUGAUUUAGCAUUUGUUGAUCGAGCAGAUAUCAAACAGUAUAUAGGACUUCCGUCAGUGCAUGCCAUCUACAAGAUAUAUCAGUCCUGCAUUCUGGAAUUGAAAAGGACGGGCAUUGUUACAUCAAUAGACAACAUUGUUCCAUUUAAGUACCUACAGUUGCCACGGACAGAGCAUGACAAUACAAUGGCCUUCCAACUAAGUAUGCAACUAUUUUCAAUUGCCAGACAAAGUGAAGGUCUCAGUGGGCGAACACUACGCAAGAUUCCUUUCCUUGCUCACGCAUAUUACAUUCAGGUACCACAAGUUUCAUUAGAAGAUUUUAUAAACGCAAUGCAUAAAGCAGUCAUCAAACAACUAUCAGACAGAAAAGAUUUUUCAUAAGUGUAAAAUGUGUUUUAAGUGUGGCAAUUUCUCAUGUUCAUGUCUGGUGAAAAACUGUAAAUUGUUCAACUGUUUAUGUUUGUCAAAAGACAUUAAUUUAAUCUACAUUUCAGAAAAGCACGAUUGCAGUGAAUUUCAACAAAUGUAUCUACGAGGCUCGUCCACAAAGUAAGUUUCCCUGGGGCCGUUUA